This is a messenger RNA of Grammomys surdaster, 3852 nucleotides long. RefSeq names its product GRAM domain containing 1C (gene Gramd1c). Bases 192 to 2174 code for a protein of 660 amino acids. The transcript has 19 exons. Gene Ontology annotation, cellular component: plasma membrane; endoplasmic reticulum-plasma membrane contact site; endoplasmic reticulum membrane. NCBI's taxonomy places the organism in Eukaryota, Metazoa, Chordata, Mammalia, Rodentia, Muridae. Gene Ontology annotation, molecular function: sterol transfer activity; sterol binding. The record is from RefSeq and is a predicted model, not a curated record. Gene Ontology annotation, biological process: intracellular sterol transport.
CUCUCCCGCCCGGGAGCUCACAGGGACGCGCGUGCGGGGUGCCGCGAGAGGGUGCCACGAUGGAUGGCGCUCUGACGGCCCGCCAGGAGCUAAGCUACCAGAGAGACAAGCCACUGGGCCUGUCUGUAAACGGCAGAGAGAGGAGGCAUACCUAAAACGUGAGCAGGAACAUUUCACCGGCCUAGGUGACCAUGAAGAAUUUAAAUAAGAUAGUAAACGAAGGGGAUUCAAGUCUUGCCGUGGAGCUACAGGAAGAGCCCGAGGAAAAUUCUAGCCCUGUUGUGGAUGAGAAUAAUAUAGUAUCAGCCAAAAAACAGGGACCUAGCACACAUAACUGGAGCGGUGACUGGAGCUUUUGGAUCUCGAGCUCCACCUAUAAAGACAGGAAUGAGGAAUACAGGCAGCAAUUCACACACCUGCCUGACUCAGAGAAGCUGAUAGCAGAUUAUGCUUGUGCUCUUCAGAAGGAUAUCUUGCUUCAGGGGCGGCUGUACCUUUCAGAAAACUGGCUGUGUUUCUAUAGCAACAUCUUCAGAUGGGAAACUACAAUUUCUAUUGCUUUAAAGAAUAUAACCUUUAUGACCAAGGAGAAAACCGCUCGACUCAUCCCAAAUGCUAUCCAGAUCAUCACGGAGGGGGAAAAGUUUUUCUUUACAUCUUUUGGUGCCAGAGACAGAAGUUACCUGAGUAUAUUUAGGCUGUGGCAGAAUGUAUUAUUAGAUAAGAGCCUGACCAGACAGGAGUUCUGGCAACUGCUCCAGCAGAACUAUGGCACGGAGCUGGGCUUAAACGCUGAAGAAAUGGAACACUUGUUGUCAGUUGAAGAAAAUGUGCAGCCAAGAAGCCCAGGAAGAAGCAGUGUGGAUGACUCUGGGGAAAGAGAUGAGAAGUUCUCCAAGGCCAUCAGUUUUACACAGGAGUCAAUAAGCAGAGCUUCAGAAACAGAGUCAUUGGAUGGGAACUCACCGAAAAGAGGAUUCGGAAAAGAGGAGUCCCAGAAUGAGAGACACACGAGAAAAAGUCCUUCCCUAGCUACAGAAAAUAGACUAAGCAGAGCGCCCUCCAAGUCACUGGACUUGAAUAAGAAUGAAUACCUUUCUCUGGACAAAAGCAGCACUUCAGAUUCUGUGGACGAAGAAAAUAUUCCUGAGAAGGAUCUUCAAGGAAGACUGUAUAUCAACCGUGUCUUUCACAUGAGUGCUGAGAGAAUGUUUGAACUUCUCUUCACUAGCUCACACUUUAUGCAGAGAUUUGCUAAUUCUAGAAAUAUAAUAGAUGUGGUGUCUACCCCCUGGACGGUUGAAUCUGGAGGCAAUCAACUGAGAACCAUGACCUACACCAUACUCCUGAGCAACCCGCUUACCGGGAAGUACACUGCUGCCACAGAAAAGCAGACACUGUAUAAAGAGAGUCGGGAAGCACAGUUUUACCUAGUAGAUUCGGAAGUGCUGACACAUGAUGUCCCCUAUCAUGACUACUUCUACACUCUGAAUAGAUACUGUAUCGUGCGAUCUGCAAAACAGAGAUGCAGGCUGAGAGUCUCGACAGACUUGAAAUACAGGAAACAACCAUGGGGCCUUAUCAAGUCUUUAAUUGAGAAGAAUUCCUGGAGUUCACUGGAGAACUAUUUCAAAAAGCUUGAAUCAGAUUUGUUAAUGGAAGAGUCUGUGUUGAGUCAAUCCACUGAAGAUGCUGGAAAACUUAACAGCCUGCGCCGGAGAAGGCGGACCUUGAACCGGACAGCGGAGCCAGUUCCCAAGCUGUCUUCUCAGCGCUCAUCUACAGAUUUGGGCUUCGAGGCCAAAGUUGAUAUUACAGGAAAGAGAAAGACCGUGGACAGUUGUGACACCGCCCUUAUUGUGGUGAUGAGUGUAUUUUUGCUGCUGCUAGUUCUGCUGAAUGUGACGCUGUUUCUGAAGUUGUCAAAGAUAGAACACGCCACCCAGUCCUUCUACCAGCUUCACCUCCAAGGAGAGAGAUCUUUAAAUUUAGUCUCUGACAGGUUCUCAAGAACAGAAAAUAUUCAAAAGAACAAAGAUCAGGCCCACCAUUUAAAAGGAGUACUCCAAGAUUCCAUAUUAAUGUUGGAACAGCUGAAGAGUUCACUCAUUAUGCUUCAGAAAACCUUUGAUUUACUAAAUAAGAACAAGUCUGGGGUGGCUGUGGAGAGCUAGUGCUGAAAUAUGGAAAUAAAAGAGACAUCUGGACCUAGAAGGCAACAUCUGGAAGGAAACGGAGGAUGAAGACUCUCACUGUCAUAAGGACAUUUCUGAUAUUUUUAUUACUUGGGAUUUCUACUAGGAAAGCUGUAUUUAAAUAACAUUUACUCAAUGAUUACUCUCCAAUAGCCUCAAGACUCUAUCUUUUCACUUCUUAUAGAUAUUUUUAAGCUGUGAAUUUCUCCAGUGAACCAUGAAAUAUAUUUUGGAAUUGAAAUUCUGUAACACAAAAGGGGAAGGAAGGCACCCUGAGUAUGAUGGCUUCUCUCUAUAGUGAGGCUUGUUACUUGAUCCUUUAAAUUUAUGUUAGCACAGAGUCCCUGUGUGUGCCCAGGGGCCUGUGUUUGUAGCUGAGUUUAAGAGCCUAAAAAGGUAAGAAGAAACCCCUCAAUCAUUUGCCACCUUAAAGGAUUGUUUUCCAAACUCAUACAUUCCAGGUUUGUAUCUUUAAAUUUUACAGUGUCUUCAUUGACUUGUUCUCAAGGUCAGUGGUCAGACCUUUUGUAUGUCUGAAAGAGUCAUUGACCAUGUUAUAUCUGAAUGAAGGAGUAUAUAUGUAUGUAUAUAUAUACACAUAUAUACAUGUAAAUGUAUACAUAUAUACAUAUGUGUAUAUGUCUGUCUGUCUGUCUGUAUACCAAAGGUGAGAUUAUCCUUCAUAUAUCAAAAAGACUAAACAGUAAUUUAGGAGAAUGAAGUAUAUAGGCUGUUAAUGCUCAUAAUGAACUACUUUUAGUUUUAGAAGCCAUAAGAUGAUUAUCCAAUUUGGGCAUUUCAUGACGGAUCAAAUGAGUCCAUGAGUUAUGCUUGGAUUCAGCUUAGCAAUGCCCAUGAUGUACGUGACCCAUUGGAUGGAAAAUAAUCGAUCACUUUUCAGUAGCAGCUACACACAGCUUCAUCUUUUCUUACACGUGUAGCUUGUCUUGCUGGCAAAUUAUAAGCUGGAGACAAACUUGCGCUCGGCAGUAAAGACUGGAGACAUGCACGCUGACUGGAGUUGAGAGGCACAAGCUUGGGCUCUCAGGAAGGCUUUUUAGGCACUGGUGUCAGUACCAGUGGGUUGUGAAAAUAAGGACUUUGUAACCUGACUUGAAAUUAGCUCCAUCCCCAAGGAUUUAGGAAAUGUUCAGGACAUAUUUAUUGGUUUGUUCUCUAGAGGUUUUUCUAGAACACGCACAUAUAUUUAUCCUUAUCGAAUAUCCAUUGUCUUUAGUCAAUGUUUCCUUUCCCUCAGUGCCACCAAAGUCAAAUGUCACUGCUAAUAACAUUUUUGAGAACCCCUUGGGGAAUAAAAAUACUGGCUAAAGGGAAGGGUUUCUCUUCAUGAAUCCUAACUAAUCUCCCUGGGGAAGGGGGCUUCAGAGUAAUACCUCCUGUUUUGUUUUGUUGUUUGUGAUAAGAAUAUAGGAAGUAUCUGGCUGUGAGUUAGUGACUGGAUUAGAAACUUCAAAAUUUAGAAAAAUGGUAACUGUCGAAAUGAAUGUUUUUGUGGUUUCUCUUAAACUACUUUAUCAUAUACCUCAAAGAUUACCAACGUCGCUUUGUAGAUAAAACACUAAAUAUAUAUGUAGAAUUAAUGAGAUCUUAAUCUGUUAUGUAUAGAUGGAAGUCAAUAAAAUCCAAAAUGUCUAAA